AUGCUGGGCAUCACCACUGUAUCUUAUAGAUUUAACAUCAUGGGAGAGUACACUGAUAUUCUGCAAGCCAAAAGGGGAAUUCUUCAGGGUGAUCCUCUAUCACCUAUGUUAUUUGUUCUCAUAAUAGAGUAUAUGAAUAGAUUGUUGAUGAAAAUGCAAAGAGACCCUAAUUUUAACUACCAUGCCAAAUGCGAAAAGUUGAAAAUCACCAACCUUACCUUUGCUAAUGAUGUUCUACUAUUCUGCAGAGGUGAUGAGAUCUCUUUACAUAUGAUUCUUCAAACUUUCAGGGCCUUCUCCAUGUCCACGGGGUUAAUUAUGAAUCCUAACAAAUGCAGGAUUUAUUUUGGAGGUCUAGAUAAAGAGAAGAGAAAGGUUCUGAAAGAGAUGUCUGGUUUCCAAGAAGGUACGCUUCCAUUCCGAUAUCUCGGUAUACCUUUGGUUGGCAGGAAACUAAACAUCACUCAUUUUAUGCCCUUGGUGGAUAGAAUAGUGGCUAGAAUCCACCAUUGGUCUUCAAAGCUUUUAAGUUAUGCCGGCAGAAUUCAAUUGGUGAAAAUUAUAACAAUUGUAAUGGUUCAACACUGGCUGCACUAUCUUCCUAUGCCCAAAACCGUGAUCAAGAAGAUUGACUCCAUCUGUCGCAGUUUCAUCUGGACCGGUAAAGAUACAGUGAGCAGAAAGUCCGCUCGCUGCCUUUUCUUCGCGAAUAACAUGUGUAGUCCUGUAGCUUGGAAACACAUGAGCUGUCCUACUGCUCAAGGUGGUUUGAACCUGAUAAAUCUGCAGAUUUGGAACAAUGUCCUACUCUUAAAAUGCUUAUGGAAUCUGUGCAAAAAAUCUGAUAAUUUGUGGGUGAAAUGGAUCCAUAUUCAUUACUUUAAAAACAAGCAGAUCAUGAAUUAUGAAACCAAAACUGAAAGCUUUUGGAUCAUGCGUAGAAUUUUGAAACAAAGGGAUACCAUGGAUCUAAUUAGGAACGAAUGGGAUCAACUUCUGAUUUCACAUAGGUUUAAGGUGUCGGUUUUUUACAAGGUUUUGAUUGAUGACGGCACAAGAGUGCCUUGGAGAAACUUAAUUAGAUCCAAUAAGAGCCGACUGCGAGCAUUUUUUUGUCUAUGGCAAGCUUGCCAUGGAAAACUUGCAACCAAGGAUAGAUUAAAGCGUUUUGGCAUGAUUCAAGACAGCCAAUGCAGUUUAUGUCAUACCGAGGAAGAGACGAUGAACCAUCUAUUUUUCUGUUGUCAAGGGACUAGACACAUUUGGAAGAAAGUGCUCCAUUGGUUUAACAUAGUUCAUACACCUCAACCUUGGGAUGCCGAGUUGAUUUGGAUAACUAACAUGACUAAAGGUAAAUCCUGGAAAGUGGAUAUUUUCAAAAUGUUAGUGGCUGAAACCAUCCACUGCAUCUGGGGGUAUCGUAAUAGUACUACUUUUGGUAAACCUAUAGAUAUUAUAACCGUGGCUACUAACAUUAUAGAUAACGUGACCUAUAGAGGGUGGCAAAACCUUAAAAUUAGGAAGCAUCUUGUUAGUUAUAUGUUGUAA
Molecule: messenger RNA, 1548 nt
Organism: Lathyrus sativus (Indian pea)
Lineage: Eukaryota; Viridiplantae; Streptophyta; Magnoliopsida; Fabales; Fabaceae
Source: the annotation of a GenBank genome assembly